UAAUGUAUGGUUUCAUCGAAGAAUUUCUGGCAUGGAAUCUCCAAGGUUAUCCUAUAUAUAGACAAACUUUGAGACCCUUCUGAGGUAAGCCGAAUCCGAUUACAUUUCUCAGUAACAUCUCUGCAGCCUCUUUGCUUGCCUACCCAUUUUCCGGAGAAAAUCUUAACAAGAAAUUUGGGGUGUGUGAACGUAGAAAUGGUGAGUGACAAGGGAAAGAAAUCAAGGGUCGUUGAGAAAGUGGAGGAUGAUGAGAAUCAUGCAGCUGACAUAAUUGAUAGUGAACUCGUUUUGUCCAUUGAAAAGUUGCAAGAGGUCCAAGAUGAACUCGAAAAGGUGAAUGAAGAAGCAAGUGAUAAAGUGUUGGAAGUUGAGCAGAAAUAUAACGAGUUACGCAGGCCUGUCUACGAAAAGCGCAAUGAAAUAAUUAAAUCUAUCCCUGACUUCUGGAUUAUUGCGUUCAUGAGUCAUCCAGCAUUUUCUGCUCUGCUGAGUGACGAAGACCACAAGAUCUUCAAGUACAUGCAUUCUCUUGAUGUCGAGGACUUUAAAGAUGUGAAAUCUGGGUACUCCAUCAUAUUUAAUUUCCGUGAGAAUCCUUAUUUUGAAAAUACAAAGUUGACAAAAACGUACAAAUUUCUUGACGAGGGAACUACAAAGAUCACCGGCACUACCAUUAAAUGGAAGGACGGCAUGGAUGCUUCCAAUGGAACCAAUAAUGAGAAAAAAGGAAACAAGCGUCCAUUCAGUGAAGAGAGCAUCUUUAGUUGGUUUGGUGAAACCGAACAGAAAGAUAUUGCCGAGCUUCAUGAUGAGGUGGCAGAUAUAAUUAAGGAGGAUUUAUGGCCCAAUCCUCUGAAGUAUUUCAACAAUGAGGCUGAUGAAGAAGAGGUGUCCGAUGGAGAUGAGGGUGAUGAAGAGGAAAAUGCUGAGGAUGAUGAUGGUAAAGAUGCUAGUUAAUUAGUUGCACAGCCAAACAUUCCGCUUCCUCUUUUUCUUCUCGACGGUUAUGGAACAAAGUCAUCGCAGCAUUGCAUCUUUGUUUGGGUUCAAGAGAUGGUAACUAUUAUAUUAGGAUGCACAAUACAUUUGCUUAGCUUCUUGAAUUGCUUUUUAUGGAAUUCAAGAUUUUCAAAGUUUCCAGUUUUGGCUAUGGAUAUAUGAUGCUUUAUACUCUUUUUGGCAUGUACUUCCAUUUCCAUUCUCUGGACAAAUGUGACUGUCAAACUUUAUCAUCGAAUAAAUAAAUGGUCUUUUAAGAAA
Messenger RNA from Mangifera indica (mango), 1260 nucleotides. RefSeq names its product NAP1-related protein 2-like. The coding region runs from base 196 to 957 and encodes 253 amino acids. Gene Ontology annotation, cellular component: nucleus; chromatin. Gene Ontology annotation, biological process: nucleosome assembly. Gene Ontology annotation, molecular function: histone binding; chromatin binding. The transcript is spliced from 10 exons. The record is from RefSeq and is a predicted model, not a curated record. Lineage: Eukaryota; Viridiplantae; Streptophyta; Magnoliopsida; Sapindales; Anacardiaceae.